Messenger RNA from Corticium candelabrum, 727 nucleotides. RefSeq names its product fas apoptotic inhibitory molecule 1-like. The transcript has 3 exons. Gene Ontology annotation, biological process: canonical NF-kappaB signal transduction; negative regulation of extrinsic apoptotic signaling pathway via death domain receptors; positive regulation of neurogenesis. The record is from RefSeq and is a predicted model, not a curated record. Lineage: Eukaryota; Metazoa; Porifera; Homoscleromorpha; Homosclerophorida; Plakinidae. Bases 43 to 582 code for a protein of 179 amino acids.
ACUCUCUACGCAUUCUCAACGCCUCGUCACGUGCCCAUAUUCAUGGCAGAUCCAGGAGAUUUCUCGGCAGAGUGGACGUUUUCUUUGUCAGAUGGUCAUCACAGAGUGCAGUUCCGACAUGGAACUACGUCAGGGAAGCGAGUAGUUGUUGUGGAUGGAGAAGUGAUUGUACGUAAAAACUGGAUGUUUCAACUCGUUGGCAAAGAAAGAUUUGAUGUGAGCGGCACAAAGGCGUGCAUUCACAUUGAUCCGAAGGGCAUGUCUUAUGAAUAUUGGUUGGAAAUUGGAGGAAAGUCAUUAGAGAAAUUCAUUGAGCAAAGAAGAAAGUCGUGCAAAACAUGGAUACCAACUGUUAAGGGCAAUUAUCAUCGAGUUGUAUUGGAAAAAGACACCAUGGAUGUAUAUGUGGACGGGGAGAAAGUAGAAACCGCAGGUGAAUUUGUUGAUGAUGGAACAGAAACCCAUUUCACUGUAGAUGGCGUGGCUUGCUACAUAGCAGCCGUAAGCUCAGGAAACCGACGUGAGGGCAUCGUCCACUCUCUCAUUGUUAAUGAACAAGAAGUCGCAGAAGUUGAAGAAUAGAAAAGACCAUUUACUUUUAUUACUCUCAGACUUUAUGUAAAUAGCAAUGUAUUAUUGGCAAUCGGCAGACUGUCAGGUGUUCUGUUAUAUGCUGUUGAUUUCCCCCAUGAUAUUAACAAUACGAUUGUCGUAUCGUUUGGAAAUA